Molecule: messenger RNA, 887 nt
Organism: Drosophila takahashii
Lineage: Eukaryota; Metazoa; Arthropoda; Insecta; Diptera; Drosophilidae
Source: RefSeq, a predicted model, not a curated record
UCGAUCGGAAUAUGCCUGGCACGAAAGCGCUGCUCAUCGUCCUGCUACUCCUGCAUGCGUGUCCCCGACUGGAGAGCUUCCACUACCGACCUGCCCAACCGAAUGCCAAGCACUGCCUGUCCAGUUUGUACGGGGAGGCCAGCGUCGAUGGUUCGGAGACAGGAGGUGGAGGAGGAGGAGGCGGAUCCGGGUGUUCGGAGCAGACCGGGAAGAAGACCAGCUGUACCGGUGGCGGCGGCGUCUUGGGUCGCGGUGAUCCCAAGGCCAAGGCGUCAAACAUUGCCCAGAAGGCCGCUCUGGAGGCCAAGGCAGCCAGCGAUUCCCAAAUGGCAGCUGCCGAGGCGGCUGCCUCACAGGUCAAAUCCGAAUUGGCCGCCAAGGCAGCCCAAUCUGCGCGCGCGGCGGAGGCGGCACUGGCCGGCAAACAGCAGAUCGUGGAGCAGCUGCAGCAGGAGAUGACCGAGGCGGAUGCGGUGGUCAGUGAGGUGACCUCGUCGCUGCAAAAUACCCAGGCGAAUGCCAAUGCCGCCGCAGCGGCUGCCCACGAGGCGCAGACGCAGCUGAAUCAGCUAAAGAGUCUCGUGAUGGCCGCCACCGCCAAUAUGGCCAAUAUCGAGAACGUGGCCAGUGGGGCGCAGCAGGAGCUGGCCGAGAAGACGCAGCUCCUGGAGGCGGCGAAGCAUCGGGUGGAGAAUCUGGGCAGGCAAAUGACCGAUGCCAAGUCGGACUUCGAGAAGACCAAGCAGGCGGCCUACAAGGCAGCCUGUGCAGCGGUGGAGGCCAAGCAGAAGGCCCAGAGGUCGCGACGGAUGACCCACCAACAGCAGAUGCGAUGGGGUCCAAGGAAAAUGGCUGGGAAGUUCAAGGACGGAGAAUCCAAGAUGUAG